AUGCUGACAGGAAAGGCAACUGCCCUCAUUGGGGCAGGGACGCAGGGCCGACGGCUGGCAUACAUGUGGUCAAGUCAGGGCCGAGCUGUUCAUCUCAUUGACGCCCAGGCGAAGCAGCUUUCUGAUAGUGUCAAAUAUAUAGACCAACUUCGGUCUGCAUCUCAACGACAGAACGCACGAUGGGGCGAAAUCAAGACAUUUACCUCGGAAUCAUUACCCGCAGGGCUGAAAGAUACAUGGUUGAUCGUUGAGUGCGUCCCAGAGAGGCUUGAGCUCAAGCGACAAAUGAUCAAACAGGUGGACGAGCUGGCGGACUCCGACACCAUCAUUGCCUCCAACUCCAGCAGUUAUAGCAUAUCCGAGAUCAUUGACGGCUUGAAAUUAUCCCACGAGCAGCGGAUUCUCAGCGCUCAUUGUUACUGGCCUCCAGAGACUUCUGCCAUCGAACUUAUGGGUCAUGCGAAUACUGAUCCUGCAAUUAUCCCACUUCUGAUGGAGCAAUGUCGAGAGCAUGGAUUUAGCCCUUUCCAUGUGAAGAAAGAUUCCAUGGGAUACAUAUACAACAGGAUAUGGGCUGCAAUCAAACGGGAAGCCUUGCUCACAGCAGCAGAGGGUGUGGCUACUCCAUCCGAGAUCGACGCCAUUUUCAAGGACGUUUUGAAGACGCCGAAAGGUCCCUUCGAGCAGAUGGACGUCGUUGGCCUCGACGUCGUGCUCAACAUCGAGGAGCAUUAUGCAGAAAAGAGGAAAGAUGUCCCUCCUGAGCCUCGCCAAUAUCUGCAGCGAUUCAUUCAAGAUGGUCUCCUCGGUGUGAAGAGCGGUAAGGGAUUUUACGAGUAUCAGAAACCAUGA
Messenger RNA from Fonsecaea erecta, 852 nucleotides. RefSeq lists its product as hypothetical. The record is from RefSeq and is a predicted model, not a curated record. Bases 1 to 852 code for a protein of 283 amino acids. Gene Ontology annotation, biological process: fatty acid metabolic process. Gene Ontology annotation, molecular function: oxidoreductase activity, acting on the CH-OH group of donors, NAD or NADP as acceptor; NAD+ binding. The transcript is spliced from 6 exons. Lineage: Eukaryota; Fungi; Ascomycota; Eurotiomycetes; Chaetothyriales; Herpotrichiellaceae.